Molecule: messenger RNA, 249 nt
Organism: Sphaeroforma arctica JP610
Lineage: Eukaryota; Ichthyosporea; Ichthyophonida
Exons: 1
Coding region: 1-249 (82 amino acids)
Source: RefSeq, a predicted model, not a curated record
AUGAACCAAAUUAGCCCCGUGAAACGUAAAAUUGGACGUACGAAGCCUGUACCUCAGGUGGCUCCUUACGGUAAUGUCCAUGUCACUCACAGAGAGCGGUUGUUGCCGAGCGCUCAAAAUCGGGCACAAAAGAUUCCGACCCCUGAGGAGAUGCCGGCUAAUGGUCCGAAUUGGUAUCAGGCAUCGAACGAUAAUGUCCAUGCUCCUCACAGAGCGCGAUUAUCAACAAGCGCGCAAAAUCGGGCAUAA